Messenger RNA from Dermacentor silvarum, 1681 nucleotides. RefSeq names its product arylamine N-acetyltransferase. The record is from RefSeq and is a predicted model, not a curated record. Gene Ontology annotation, molecular function: acetyltransferase activity. The coding region runs from base 575 to 1339 and encodes 254 amino acids. The transcript is spliced from 2 exons. NCBI's taxonomy places the organism in Eukaryota, Metazoa, Arthropoda, Arachnida, Ixodida, Ixodidae.
UAAUUGUGAAUGACAGCGUUUCCCGUGCGAUAUGAUAGCGCAAGGCCAGUAGUUUGUCCGAUAACGUCUGUGGGGAGACUUCUAAGGACGGGUGAAUCGAGAACAAUGCUCACAUACUGCCGGAGCUACAGGCAGUCAUUACACAACGCAUUGCACCUGCAGGUAACUCCAGCAAUUCUCCACCAGAUGCUUAACAAUAUGGACCGUCGUGUGCGGGCAUGUGUUCAACCUGGCGGAGGACAUUUUCAGCAUAUCGUGUAGUCAUGCCUACACUGCCGCUGUCGAAAUCGCUUUUCGAACGGAACCUCUGGUAAAGUCAAACAGGAGCAGAUAACUUACAAGGAAACGACGGACGUGGCGGUUUCCCUAGACAACGUACAUUUACAUCAGCACGCCUUUCAGGCAAUAUUGCCUGUUUUCGCACGUUUGCGGCAAUUGAAAACAACGUGAAGAUGAUCCAAGCGGAAGAAGACACAUUGGCCGCGCGCGGUUCUGUUUAACGCUCGGAACUCACGGCGGGUCCCCCAGAGUGCGUUGUGCCAGGACACUGCGCAACAACAACAAGAGCGGAAAUAUGAGCCAGUGUGCGGACAGAACAGCAGGAACAAGUCUGUCACCACACUGCCAACGGCGCACUCCCAAAAGACAGACGUCAACAAUGGAGCCGCUGUCGGAUCAGAGUGUCCAGAGCUACCUCCAGCACCUGGGUGCUUCCGAGUGCUCCGAGCCCACCUUGGACUAUCUCGAUCGACUGAUCAGGGCACACCUGGAGCGGGUCACCUUUGAAAACCUGGACGUGCUGCUGGAACGACGCAUCAGCCUCGACGCUGAGGUCAUACUCGGCAAGGUGACGGGGAGCGGCCGUGGAGGCUACUGCUACGAGCUCAACUCUCUCUUCGCCUGCUUGCUGCUCGCGCUCGGCUACGGCGUGCGCCUGCGAGCGGCCCGUUUGCGUAUCACGACACCCGACGACUCGCCCGUGCGCACGCGCCUCUCCCACAUGUUGCUGCUGGUCGAGCCGACCGACGGUCAGCGCUACAUCGUGGACGUCGGCAUGGUGCAGUGCGGUCUGCACCGGGCACUGCCCCUGGAAGGCGACGCGACUCCGUUCCGUGUGCGCAGCUUGGCCGAGACGGAGGCCCUCGAGGUCGCACUGCCCACGAGCGACGGCGGCUGGAAGGCCGUCUACGUCGUCGAGCCGUACGACCUCGACUGGCUCGACUUCGGCACGUUCAACUUGGUACUCGUCGACCCACCCGGACAGCUCGAUGCGGCGCCUCCUCUUGGUGGGACGCCGAUCGUCCGGGGACGACGGCUGUUGGCUGCGGCUCGUGAAUGACCAGUUCGUACGCUGGUCGCCGACGCGGGGAGUCGUCGAGAAGCGGCUGAUGCGGGACGAGAACGACAUCCUCGAGAUUCUGCGAGACGAGUUCGGGCUGAACCUGAACGCGGCUGACGACGAGGCGCCGCUUCGUGUUCGCUUGCGAGGCCUGCUGGAGAACUUGAGGCUUGGUCAGAACCUCUUUCUGAAAAAACUGAUGUGGCCGGAAGGAUAACAGUAACAGUUCUUGUCGCAGUGACUAAAAUUAUUUUCAAUGUGUAACAGAAAAAAAAGAAAGCUUGAAGAACCAACUUGUUUGUUGAAAGAUCUUUCAACAUAAAGACGUUGCACUGUUACACA